AUGUCGUCAAUGCGAGGCUUGGUCCAGUUUAUCGCCGACUUGCGAAACGCGAGAGCGCGCGAACUCGAGGAAAAGCGCAUCAACAAAGAACUCGCCAACAUCCGCCAAAAAUUCCGCGAUGGGGGGUUGAAUGGAUACCAGAGGAAGAAAUAUGUCUGCAAAUUAUUAUACGUCUAUAUACAAGGGUAUGACGUCGACUUUGGACAUUUGGAGGCCGUCAAUUUGGUCUCGGCAAAGAACUAUUCGGAAAAACAGAUUGGGUAUUUGGCUGUUACCUUGUUCCUCCACGAGCAGCAUGAACUGCUCCAUUUGGUUGUGAAUAGCAUCCGGAAGGAUCUGCUGGAUAUGAAUGAAUUGAAUAACUGUCUCGCCUUGCACGCUAUUGCGACAGUUGGUGGGCGAGAGAUGGGCGAAGCUUUGAGCGCUGAUGUCCAUAGACUUUUGAUUUCACCAACAUCAAAGUCGUUUGUCAAAAAGAAAGCCGCAUUGACCCUCCUCCGUUUAUACCGUAAAUACCCGUCGAUUGUUCAGCAGGAAUGGGCCGAGCGUAUUAUCUCAUUAAUGGAUGAUCCGGACAUGGGUGUCACAUUAUCCGUCACAUCUCUUGUCAUGGCGUUGGUGCAGGAGAAUCCCGAACAAUAUAAAGGAAGUUACGUCAAAGCCGCUCAGCGACUGAAAAAGAUUGCUGUAGAUGGCGAUGUUUCCGCCGAUUAUCUCUACUACCGGGUGCCUAAUCCGUGGCUUCAAGUGAAGCUGCUGAGACUUUUGCAAUAUUAUCCGCCGUCUGAUGAUACUCAUGUCCGCGAUUUGAUUCGUCAAGCUUUGGAGCAGAUUAUGCACACAUCUUUUGAGACGCCCAAAAACGUGCAGCAAAAUAACGCUCAGAAUGCUGUUCUGUUUGAGGCUAUCAAUUUACUCAUUCACUUAGACACAGAGCAUGCCUUGAUGAUGCAAAUGUCCUCGAGGCUUGGAAAGUUCAUUCAGUCUCGCGAGACCAACGUGCGUUACCUUGGCCUGGAGGCCAUGACUCAUUUUGCCGCUCGAGCAGAAACCUUGGAUCCGAUUAAGAGCCACCAACCAUUUAUUCUGGGCUCAUUAAGAGACCGUGACAUUAGCAUUCGGCGAAAAGGGUUGGACCUUCUAUAUAGCAUGUGUGAUGUGACUAACGCGCGAGCCAUCGUUGCGGAGCUCCUCUCAUACUUGCAGUCGGCUGACUACUCCCUUCGAGAAGAGAUGGUGCUUAAAGUUGCUAUUCUAGCCGAGAAGUAUGCCACCGAUGCUCAGUGGUACAUAGACACAUCGGUGAAGCUGCUUGCCAUGGCUGGUGACCAUGUAAGCGAUGAAGUAUGGCAACGAGUCAUUCAGAUUGUCACAAAUAACGAAGAACUGCAAGCAUACGCUGCAGAUCAUCUUCUGAAAUACCUCAAAGGAGACUGCCACGACAGUCUGAUUAAGAUCGGCAGCUAUGUGCUGGGAGAAUUUGGCCAUUUAAUCGCCGAUAAAGAGGGCUGUAGCCCCAUUGAGCAAUUCCUGGCUCUUCAGCCAAAAAUGUUUACUUGUUCUGAUAAUACCCGUGCUAUGAUUCUUUCGUCCUUUAUCAAAUUUGUUAAUCUCUUUCCCGAGAUCAAGCCUCAGUUGCUGCAGAUGUUCCGUUUGUACAGCCACUCGCCGGAUCCUGAGUUGCAGCAGAGAGCAUUUGAAUACUUGAAACUAGCCACUAUGCCGACAGAUGACCUUUUGCGAACGGUGUGUGAUGAGAUGCCCCCUUUCUCGGAGAGGGCGAGUGUAUUGUUGUCGCGCUUGCACCAGAGUACAGCUGGGACUAGCGACAAGCGGACAUGGGUUGUGGGAGGCAAGGAUGCCAACACGGACAAGCAGGAGGUCCUGAUGGCACAGACAACGGGCCUAAAGCGCUCAUUCACGACAAUAGUCAACGGCAGUGGCCGCAAUGGCACCAAUGGCACAGCGUCUAAAAGUGGCGGCGCAUCGAGGGAUCUUGAGGGUCUGGACUUGACUGCCAGGCCCUCUGCUGCGCCGCCCAACCUGGCUAGUGCAGCUCACUUGAGCCCCGAUUGGGAAUAUGGAUUCAAUCGGCUGUACUUUGCCGACGAAGGUGUUCUGUUUGAAGAUGCCCAGAUCCAGGUGGGCUUGCGUUCGGAGUAUCGCGCGCAUCUCGGUGUAGUCAAGAUCUAUUUCAUGAAUAAGGCUUCAUUCCAGAUUGGAUCUUUUACAACAACAUUGGACAAUCCAGCAGCUCCGAACCUGAAGAUCGACACCAAAAAUCUUCCCGAGUCAUCUAUUCAACCGGCUGCUCAGACGCAGCAGACACUUUUCUUUGAGGCCCAUGGCCCAUUCUCAGAUGCGCCCACAAUCCGAAUAUCAUACCUCGCAGGUGCAUUGCAAGCUUAUACGCUCCAGCUUCCCAUAUUGAUGCAUAGAUACAUGGACCCGUCAGAUCUGUCAGCAGAGGACUUCUUCAAGAGGUGGCGGCAGAUUGGCGGUCAUCCACUCGAGGCUCAGAAGACAUUUUCAGUAACCAGCAAGGGACGUAUCAUCCACGAGAAGUUCACGCACAAUACCGUGAGGGGCUUCGGGUGGAAGAUUCUAAGCGGCGUGGAUCCUAAUCCUAGUAAUAUUGUGGGAUGUGCUGUUUAUCAGGUUGAGAAAGGCAAGACUGGUUGUUUAUUGCGACUGGAGCCGAAUUAUGAGAAGAAUAUGUAUCGGAUUACGGUGCGAGCAACGCAAGAAAAUGUACCACAGAUUCUUGCGCGGCAAAUGGAACAGAGGCUUGGGAUGGGAUCCACUGUAGAUGCUGACUUGGUGUGA
Molecule: messenger RNA, 2826 nt
Organism: Talaromyces atroroseus
Lineage: Eukaryota; Fungi; Ascomycota; Eurotiomycetes; Eurotiales; Trichocomaceae
Exons: 4
Coding region: 1-2826 (941 amino acids)
Biological process (GO): intracellular protein transport; clathrin-dependent endocytosis
Cellular component (GO): membrane coat; AP-2 adaptor complex
Molecular function (GO): clathrin-cargo adaptor activity
Source: RefSeq, a predicted model, not a curated record